This is a messenger RNA of Elgaria multicarinata webbii, 1053 nucleotides long. Its product is annotated as acetylgalactosaminyl-O-glycosyl-glycoprotein beta-1,3-N-acetylglucosaminyltransferase-like. NCBI's taxonomy places the organism in Eukaryota, Metazoa, Chordata, Lepidosauria, Squamata, Anguidae. The coding region runs from base 1 to 1053 and encodes 350 amino acids. Gene Ontology annotation, molecular function: hexosyltransferase activity; UDP-glycosyltransferase activity. Gene Ontology annotation, cellular component: Golgi membrane. The record is from RefSeq and is a predicted model, not a curated record. The transcript is spliced from 3 exons.
AUGGCCUCCCACGGGCUGAGCAGGAGGCCGGUGGCUGCCAGGCUCUCCCACCUCCUAACGCAAAGGCCGCCUCAGUGUCGCAUCGCGGCCACGUUCCUGGUUCUGGGUUCCGUCUUACUGCUGCUCUGCGCCGCCUUCAGCCGCCGGUGGCCCUUUUACCCCAAGCGCCAAUCCGCCACCCUGACCGACGGCAUCUUCACCUUCCACCUCGACCUGGACGUCUACAAAUCCCUAUUCCCCCACUUGCAGCAUCACCAAUGCCAAGAGGUGAUUUCGGAAGACGCGCUGUGCCGGGGCCACUCCAGGACCCGGCUGCUGCUCCUGGCCAUCAACUCCCACCCGGCGUCAAGCGACCGGAGGGCCGCCCUGCGCCGCACCUGGGCCCGGCCGAGGGAGGUGGGAGGCUUCACGCUGCGGCCCGUCUUCCUGAUGGCCACGACCGCCAACGUCAAACACGCCAGGCUGGUGCGGCUGGAGAGCGCCGUGUUUGGGGACGUCCUGAUGUGGGGUUUCGUGGAGUCGCUUCACAACCGGUCCCUCAAGCAACGCUGUUUGCUCCAGUGGCUCCAGGGACGCUGCCGGCACGCGGCCUACGUCUUCAAAGGGGACGACAACCUCUUUGUGAACCUCAAGGCCCUGACGGGAUACCUCAGCAUCCUUCCCCGGGUGCCCCGAUUCAUCCACGGCAACGUUCGGUUCCACGCGGCUGUCGUGAGGGAAGGGGAGUACGGCGUGUCCCGCACCCUCUACCCGAUGCAGUGCUAUCCCGACUUUGCCUCCGGAGGGGCGCUGGUCGUGCCGGGGCCCUCCAUCCCGGCCCUCUACCGGGCCUCGUUGCGGCUCCCCGUCUUCCCCCUCGACGACGUGGAUUUGGGGUUCUUGGCUUUGGCGGCCAGGCUCCCUCAUCAGCACAACGGGCGCUUCCGAGUGUGGCGACCUGGCGAGGAUGAGCUUGCGGUAUACCAAGAGGCCCUGAGCGUCCACGGGGCCUCAGCGGAGAGGGUGGAGCACGUGUGGUGGCAGCUCUGGGGCCUCAGUGGAGGGACGGCCUGA